AUGGCAGCGAUUAGCCACCGUCUACGUAGCUUCACGCGCCGUUUCUCCUCCUCCAGGAACACUCAAAGAAGCGGCGGAGACACCAAGGUUCCUAUACUCUACAGAAGCCCAGAGAUCGAGUCGGAUUCCGUAACCCUCCAGCUUCUCUCGUGGGGACGAGGCGCAUCUGGUCAGCUCGGAGGCGGCAUCGAGGAGAUUCGAAUGUAUCCGUCUCCGGUAGCAAAUCUUCUUCGUCGCUCCGAUCAAUCCUUCUCUCUCGCCCAAACGCCUGGAAGAAUCGACGUCGAUUCAAACGGGUCGAGUUUUCGGGUUGGAAUCUCUUCCGGGUUGUUUCACUCGGGUUUAACCAUCGAUGGAGAUCUAUGGAUUUGGGGAAAAGGAGACGGAGGGCGACUAGGGUUUGGUCAAGAGGAUUCUGUGUUCGCGCCAAAGUUAAACCCUCUUUUCGAGGAGCAUUCGAUUCGAUGUGUAGCUCUCGGUGGUUUACAUUCUGUGGCUUUAACCCAUCAAGGAGAUGUAUUCACUUGGGGAUAUGGUGGGUUUGGUGCGCUUGGACAUUCGGUUUACACUAGAGAACUCGUGCCUCGACGUGUUGACGGAUCUUGGGACUGCAAAAUCUCUGCCAUUGCAACCAGUGGAACUCAUACCGCUGCUAUUACCGAAUCAGGAGACCUAUAUAUGUGGGGUAGAGAAGAAGGAGACGGUAGACUAGGACUCGGACCAGGGCGAGGUCCAAACGAAGGUGGUGGGCUUAGUGUUCCUUCAAAGGUCAAAGCUUUAAAAGUUCCUCUAGCCUCUGUCUCAUGUGGUGGUUUCUUCACAAUGGCGCUUACACAAGAGGGACAGCUCUGGAACUGGGGAGCAAAUUCCAAUUAUGAGCUCGGACGUGGUGAUAACUUGGGAGGUUGGGAACCAAAGCCGGUUCCCAGUUUAGAAGACGUUCGUAUUACCCAGAUUGCAUGCGGUGGAUAUCACUCUCUUGCCUUAACCGAGAAUGGUAAAGUACUCUCAUGGGGCCACGGUGGCCACGGACAAUUGGGUAAUUCCUCACUGCAAAACCAGAAAAUUCCUACAGAAAUCAAAGCAUUAGCAGAUAAAAAGAUCAUCUUCAUAGCUUCUGGAGGUUCUUCUUCUGCAGCGAUCACAGACGGAGGUAAACUCUGGAUGUGGGGAAACGCUAAAGAUUUCCAGUUAGGAGUUCCAGGACUCCCAGAGAUCCAAACUUCUCCGGUCGAAGUCAACUUCUUAAACGAAGAAGAUGAGCUUGAUCCGCACAAGGUUAUCUCUGUCUCCAUUGGUGCUUCCCAUGCUCUGUGUUUGGUCUCAAGAUCACAUUAA
Molecule: messenger RNA, 1338 nt
Organism: Arabis nemorensis
Lineage: Eukaryota; Viridiplantae; Streptophyta; Magnoliopsida; Brassicales; Brassicaceae
Source: the annotation of a GenBank genome assembly